UGUAUUUAAAGUAUUGUUCCGUGGACCCGUUUGAUCAGUUGGUCUCUUACCCAGCAGCGUUACAUUUCAAAUUUGUUCGAAGAUGAUUCGUGUCGGUAGUACGUUUGUAAGAAGUAAUGGCCAGGGCUCCUGUUUAGUACGGCUAUUUGCAACCCAGAUUUCUUCUUUGUCUGGUGCUGAAAUACAAUUUCAAAAUGAAUGGAAUAUGGCGUUACCAUACGAGAAGAUCCCUGGACCAUCGCGGCUGACACUAUUAAAGGAUAUAUUACCUGGAGGAAAAUUUACAACAUUAAAUCUGCCGGAUAUUUUCGAGGAGUAUCGCCAACAGUAUGGAGAGAUUUUUAAAAUGAUUGGAAUGUUUGGCAAACCAGAUAGUGUACUUGUUUUCGAUCCAAAAGAUUUCGAAACAAUUUACCGUACAGAGGGUGUCUGGCCUGUGCGUCGCGGUUUAGAUUCCGCCGAACAUUACAGAAAAAAAGUUCGCCCAGAUAUUUUUAGUAGCGGCGGAUUAGUAAUUGAGCAAGGGAGAGGGUGGGCUGAAUUUAGGACAGCCGUGAAUCCGGUCAUGAUGCAACCUAAAAUUGUCAAAUUAUAUGUUCCUCAAAUUAACAAAUUCGUAGAUGAAUUUAUCAUAAGAAUGAGGAAAAUUAGAGAUUCAAAAACAUACGAACUGCCUGAAAAUUUCGAAGAGGAACUAAAUAGGUGGUCGUUGGAGGCAAUUUCCACAAUAGCUCUCGAUACCCGCCUCGGAAUUAUGGGCAAUUUGGACAAAAAUAGUAAAGAACAUGAAUUCAUAGCUGCAGUGAAGACAUUCUUCUAUUUGCUUUCUACACUUGACUUCAAACCAUCGCUCUGGAAAAUAUUUUCAACUGCUGACUUUAAAGAAAUGACGCGCGUUUUAGAUGUCAUAACAGAUUUUACUUUACACCAGGUCAAUGAAGCGAAGAAACGUAUCGAAUCUUCCGAAAGGAGCAGUACCAAACACGAAAAUGAACAGAGCAUUCUCGAGAAGCUUAUCAAAAUCAAUCCAAACAUAGCUACCGUCAUGGCUGUCGACAUGAUUAUAGCAGGUGUUGAUACAACCAGUUCGGCUAUUGUCAGUGUCUUAUAUAACCUAGCAAAAAAUCCCGAGAAACAAGAGGCUCUUCGAAAUGAACUACGGAAAAUUCUCCCUGAGAAAAGUAGUCCGCUAACUCCACAAAACAUGACUAAUCUACCGUAUCUACGAGCAUGUAUCAAGGAAGCUUUAAGGAUUCACCCUGUAGUUAAUGGGAAUUUUCGCGAGGCUGGAAAGGAUUUAAUACUGAAAGGCUAUCGGAUACCUAAAGGAACAGGAAUCAUUCUUCAAUCCUCACAUACACAAGUGGAUGAAAAGCUGUACACUAAUGCUAAAAAGUUCAUCCCCGAGCGAUGGCUCAGAGAUCAGGAAUCUGGGCUUAACAAUGAAGCGAAAAAUGUGAAUCCUUUUACAUUCCUUCCAUUCGGCUUCGGACCUCGAAUGUGCAUUGGACGGCGUUUCGCGGAACUCGAGAUAAUGUUGUUUGUAUCAAAAGUUGUUAGGAACUUUUGUGUUGAAUGGAACCGACCCGAUUUGAAGUUCAAAGCGACCUUAAUUAAUAUACCUGAUGGAAACCUCCAAUUCCAAAUCAGGGAUUUAGAAAAUUAAAUUUUAGAAUGAAAAAAUGGAGAAGAGACAGUUUUCGCGUUGUCUAAAAUGUUUUAAUCUUGAUUAGUUGAUUUUUGUUAGAACUAGUGUAUAGUAACUGAUGUUUUUAUGGAUCCUAAAAUUUCGUUAUUUAUUACCACUAGUUCACAGAAAAAAGGAGAUUAUUUUUCUUUUUCCAAAAGGUGACCAAAAAGUCCGAUAAUAUCGGUCAGCAGAGCAUAUUCCACAACUGCAGGUUAACAAAAAUUUAGUAAUAAUUAAAAUAAUUGGAACCAAAAAUUCAAACCAUUAAGGGGAUCAUCCCGUGUGUCGGGUUGGAGAAAUCGAUUUUUUUUGCAUGAAUUGUAUCUAUAUAUAGUGGAGAAUAUGUGGGCAAAGGGAUUUUCCGAUUUUCCGAAUCGUUCGGAAAUUACAGUGUUAAACAGCUAAGGAGUUUGCAGCCGCGGCAAGAAUACUCCAUGAGAAAAAACAUCGAAUCUUUUUUUAUCUGUUAGUUUUCUACCUGAGCCUUAUAAAUUCGAACACAGGUAUAAAUAUAAAAAGAUAGAAAACCAA
Molecule: messenger RNA, 2221 nt
Organism: Hermetia illucens (black soldier fly)
Lineage: Eukaryota; Metazoa; Arthropoda; Insecta; Diptera; Stratiomyidae
Product: probable cytochrome P450 12a5, mitochondrial
Exons: 6
Coding region: 83-1666 (527 amino acids)
Molecular function (GO): oxidoreductase activity, acting on paired donors, with incorporation or reduction of molecular oxygen; monooxygenase activity; heme binding
Source: RefSeq, a predicted model, not a curated record